UUAUUGGGAUCAAAAUGGAUAGCACAUUUCAAACCAAUGAAGCCUAUAUAAUAGAACAAGCCAAGAAGUUAAGAACCACUGAUCCCUGUUCUGCAAAAUCAUGGAUAAUUACCGCAAAAUCGCUGUUCCCAAAUAACUUUAAUGUUCAAUUUGAAGUAUACCGUUUAGAAAAAGAGGCAAAUAAUUUUGAAGAAGCAGCUAAAUGUUUCAGUUAUAUUAUCUUAACGCUUCAAAGCUCAAAGGUGGAGACUCAAUUAGAAGAUGAAAUUAAUGAACUUACGAAUGCUCUGAAAAAUGAAAAUGAAAUUACAUCUGAGCAGGAAUUUUAUGUUAAGAUGUUUCAACACGUAUCGUAUGAGGUCCAGCAUAAAAUUUUAAUGAUGACAGUAAAUCAAGCAGACAAUAGUCUGAACCAGUGCAAAUUGCUGUUAUUAGUUUUAAAACGAUUUCCCCAAGCUGCAGUUACGCACACGCCACGUCUGUUGGAAAUUAUUGCGGAUGGAAUGAAACAGAAUCCACAGAAGUACCAAGAAAUAUUAGUGGAGGAAGCGUUACCGUUAAUAUACCACAAAACUCCAGAUGUAUCCACACAAAUGGUUUGCAGGUUGUUCACAGUAUCAUUGGAGUACUAUAUUCGACAAAUUAUAGACGAAGUCAAAUGCGAUACCAACGAAAUCUGGAAAAAAAUUUUUCAGGUUUUAAUGUUAUGUGGAAAAGUACAGCGCUGGGAAACCUUUUUACCGUUCAACAAGAAUUGGGGACAAAAUGUGUAUUGGGACAAACUUAUCGAAAUAGUUUCAACAAGUUCUGCAGCAGGCAGCCAAGUACUAUUUUAUGCUACAACGCUUUUUAUCUACUCCUUACAUUGUUAUAUAAAAAACUGCAAUACUCGACCCGAAGAUAUUGAAAUAAAUCAUGUGUUGGUCGAGGGAUUCACAGAUUGGAAAUUAGAGCGGUCAGAAGCACAAAAUAUGGAACCUCCCCAAAUUUCAUUGACCACCUCAACAAGUAAAGACAUUUCUAAAGCGUUCGUUCAUGCUGCUCAGUGUUGGCAGCUGCUUAAUACAGAUCAAUUUCAAAGAGAUUUCAGCAAACUUCUUUUGACCUUGCCACUGUCGCCAUGGAUCUCGAGAUUCCUCUUCGAUUUGGCAAUAUAUUUUGGACAUCAGGAAGAGGCGAAAAAACUAAUGCAAGAAAUGACUGUAAAAAGUAAUUUAGUUCAUCAUAUAUUAAAACUAGGUCUUAAUUUACUACAGGGUAAAUUAACGUUUGAAGGAUUUGAAUGUAUAUUGAAAAUAAUGGCCGAGUUGCCCUCCAUUUCUGGAACAAGUUUGGAACAUUUAACACUGAACGUACCCCGUCAUAUGAUUUUCAUUCCAUUGACACAGAAAGCAUUAGUACAAUACUGUUGCAAGGCCAUAAUAAACAGUUUAUGUCGAAAAAUGUAUGAACCAAAUUGUUCAGAUGAAAUCUUGGGCGACCUGCUUAUUCUAUCGCAAUUAGAAUAUCCGAGAGAAAAGGAAAUAGCUGAACGCGUAUUUACGAUUAUACGAAAUAGGAGGAACUUUACCUUUCGCAACUUUUCCACAUUUAUUAUAACCAUUGAUUUCAUCGAGGAGUUCAUGUCGAUAUGGAAUACCAGCACCGAGGAAUUUAAUUUCGACUUUAGUACAUCCAGUGCCGUGCAUUCGGCAUCCCGUCGUACUCGAGGAUCUGAUAAAGGCGUGCGUGAUGAUUUUCGAUUAAUUUUAAAGCAGCAAAUAUCACGAUCUAAUGAAAAUUUGACUUCAUUAAUAGCCGGUUUCAUUAGCCAGGAACGUUUGCGGUUGAUGCAUUUUUUAUUUGACGUGGAAGUUAAGCAAUUUUAAUGUUUUGCAUAAAUAUACACACAACAUAUUUUACAUUUUA
This is a messenger RNA of Stomoxys calcitrans (stable fly), 1908 nucleotides long. It is a transcript of the gene IntS10, whose product is annotated as integrator complex subunit 10. The record is from RefSeq and is a predicted model, not a curated record. The coding region runs from base 15 to 1868 and encodes 617 amino acids. Gene Ontology annotation, biological process: snRNA processing. The transcript has 6 exons. Lineage: Eukaryota; Metazoa; Arthropoda; Insecta; Diptera; Muscidae. Gene Ontology annotation, cellular component: integrator complex.